Molecule: messenger RNA, 5891 nt
Organism: Chelmon rostratus (copperband butterflyfish)
Lineage: Eukaryota; Metazoa; Chordata; Actinopteri; Chaetodontiformes; Chaetodontidae
Product: lysine-specific demethylase 4A-like
Exons: 23
Coding region: 179-3724 (1181 amino acids)
Biological process (GO): chromatin remodeling
Cellular component (GO): nucleus
Molecular function (GO): histone H3K36 demethylase activity; histone H3K9 demethylase activity
Source: RefSeq, a predicted model, not a curated record
GCAUGCGUAGAAGUGGUAAUGGAGGAUAGUGAUCUACUCACAGGGGGCUUAGUUAGCAAGCUGUCUUCUUUCUCGUCCGUUCAUAACUGCUGUUUCUGUUGAUUACGAGACAUUUGCAACGUAAAGGAACACCGUCUGAAUCAAUUGAGAGGAGGUGGAGGUGCCACUGAGUUUUGGGAUGGCGUCAGACGUGGUUUCCCAAAACCAUGCUUCCAAGAGGAUCAUGACUUUUUACCCCGCUGCUGAGGAAUUUAAGAACUUCAGUCGCUACAUUGCAUAUAUGGAGUCGCAGGGAGCACACAAAGCAGGCCUGGCAAAGAUUGUCCCACCGAAGGACUGGAAGCCUAGAGGCUCUUACGAUGAUAUUGACGAUUUGGUGAUACCUGCACCCAUUCAGCAGGUUGUGACAGGCCAGUCGGGCCUUUUCACACAGUACAACAUUCAGAAGAAGGCCAUGACCGUCAGAGAGUUCCGCAAGAUUGCCAACAGUGACAAGUUCUGUAGUCCACAUUAUGAUGACUUUGAGGAGCUGGAAAGGAAGUACUGGAAGAAUGUGACAUUUAACCCUCCCAUAUAUGGGGCAGAUGUGAAUGGAACUCUUUAUGACCCUGAAGUCAAAGAGUGGAACAUUUGCCAUCUGGACACUAUUUUGGAUACCGUUGAACGUGAAAGUGGCAUCACUAUUGAGGGUGUUAAUACGCCUUAUUUGUACUUUGGCAUGUGGAAGACCACGUUUGCUUGGCACACUGAGGACAUGGACCUCUACAGUAUCAACUACUUGCACUUUGGAGAGCCCAAAUCAUGGUACUGUGUUCCUCCAGAGCACGGGAAAAGAUUGGAGCGUUUGGCUAAAGGGUUCUUUCCUGGUAGCUCCCAGAAUUGUGAGGCCUUUUUGAGGCACAAGAUGACACUCAUCUCUCCGUCUAUACUGAAGAAGUAUGGUAUUCCAUUUGACAAGGUUACUCAGGAGGCUGGUGAGUUUAUGGUAACUUUCCCCUAUGCCUAUCAUGCUGGUUUCAACCACGGUUUCAACUGUGCAGAAUCCACCAACUUUGCCACAGAAAGAUGGAUUGAGUAUGGCAAGCAAGCAGUUUUGUGCUCAUGCCGUAAAGACAUGGUGAAGAUUUCCAUGGAUGUAUUUGUGAAUAAAUUCCAGCCAGAUCGCUAUGAAUCGUGGCUGGCGGGGCGAGAUGUGGCACCCAUUGAUCACUCACGGCCCACCCCAGAAGCUAAGGAGUUCCUGGGGGAGUCCUUUAAUGACCUCACCAGCAACAGUAACAAUAACUCCAUGGAGAGUUGUGGGGAGGACGGAGAGCGGAGGAGCACUACACAGAGGAUAGAGACCAAGAGACACAGAGUGUGUCUGGAGGUGCCCGAGGAGGUUGUUCCUAAGGAUGAAGAUGAGGAAGAUGUGGAGCAGUAUGGAAAGCGUCCCAGGCUAAGCCUUAUACCGCCACGUACUGUGUCACAAGAUGGCAAGAGAAAUAAAGGUCCACCAAAGUUGGUUGUCACACCAACCAAGCUCACUUUAUUGGAUCCAUUUCACAGGGGCUUGACCCAAAGUAACAGCGAUGUCAGCCGCCCCCCUCAUUAUACCAAGACUCGUGCCCCUGCGAUCUCGUCUCAGUCCCAGACCAGAAAUGGACACCUGUCAGUUUCAACCGCACCAACAUGGACAGAAGCCACCGCUCAGCCUGCCCGCAAAAUGGGGGUUGCCAGCCUGCUCUUCCACAGGACUCUGAGCCCAAAAGACACUCUACAAGUACACAACUACACUCUAGAGAAGCAGCAGCAGCCUCACACACAGCUGCAGGUGCACAGCUAUGCCAGAGAGCACCAACCCCGUCAUCUCCAGCACAAAACCUGCACACCAUUACGCAUGCCGGUUCAGUCCUUGCCUCAGACACCAGGGAGUGAAAGAACAGAGCCACUGCCAGAAACCAAGACCGUUCUUACCAAAGUAGUGUGUGUUGUGGAGCAGGACCAAAAGAAGGACAGACCUGAAAUGCCAUUGCCAGUUGAGGCUCAGGUGGAAGUUGAGAAGCCUGAAGUUGAGUCAACCAGCAAGUCUGUCUCCUCUAGGACUCAAACACAACUGAGAGAGUCAAUCAACAUGGAGGUGGAGGCCCCGAAGAACAACCGGCGAAAGAGUAAACAAUGCCCCCUUGCGGAUAGUGGCAUUGUCAUCCUGAAAGACACCGUUCCUGUCAGGAAACCAAUACCUGAUGCGAUGAAGGUGAUCGCUCAGAGUCAUCAUCAGGUGUCAGAAGAGCAAUCAUACUGCAAGUCGGUUGUGAAGAAGCAGCAGCAACAGGCAGAGCUCCAUAAGCUGCCCCGUCAUCACCCUCUAAUCAGAGAGGUGUAUAGUGACGAUGACGUGUAUGUAGAUAUGGAGGUUGAGCAAGAGGAGAAAGAGGAGUGGGCCAAGCCGAUAACCCGGCUGUGGCAGUGUCGGCCAUAUAACCCUCAGGCAGAGAGGGAGUACAACAAGAGCAUGGGCCAGCAGGCCCCCUACUGCUGCAUCUGCCUGCUCUUCCACACUUAUCAUCAGUCGGAGUCCAGUAAUGGAAGUUCCUGUGUGACGUUGGUGAACCGUCCAGGGGGCCACCAGUGGUCCAAGCCACUCAUCCCUGAAAUGUGUUUCAACACCCAAAGUAACAAGACGAAUGACAGCGGGGAGGGACAACUGUCUAACCCUCAUGUAGCAGAGGACGGGACCAGCCGGCUGGUCAGCUGUACUCAGUGCUGUGUCCGCGUACAUACCAGCUGCUACGGUGUUUCUGGAGAUGAAGCCGAGCUAGACGACUGGCUGUGCGCCCGCUGUGAGGCCGAUGCCAUUACAGAGGACUGCUGUCUGUGUUCAUUAAGAGGUGGAGCUUUGCAGAGAGCCAACAAUGACAAAUGGGUUCAUGUGCUGUGCGCCAUCACUGUGCUGGAAGCUCGUUUUGUGAACAUCACCGAGCGGGGGCCCGUUGACCUCUCUGCAAUCCCGCUGCCACGGUUCAAACUGAAGUGUGUGUACUGCAGGAAACGGAUGAAGAGGGAGGUGACGGGCUGCUGCGUCCAGUGCUCCCACGGACGCUGCUCCACAGCGUUUCACCCCACCUGCGCUCAGGCAGCUGGCAUCCACAUGCACCCAGAUGACUGGCCGUUCAUUGUCUUCAUCACCUGCCACAGACACAGAGCGCCCCUCAUACCUGAGCGCAACAAGGCGUCCUUGCGGGAGGUGACAGUGGGGCAGAGGGUGAUAUGUAAACACAAAAACAGCCGUUACUACCACAGCGAGGUGUUGGAACUGACCACAGCCACCUUCUACGAGGUUGUGUUUGACGACGGGUCCUACAGCGACAACCUCUUCCCUGAGGACAUCGAGAACCGUGACUGUGUGCGGCUUGGUCCACCCGCCAAAGGCGAUGCUGUUCAAGUGCGAUGGACAGAUGGUUUGAUAUAUGGAGCCAAGUUUGUAGCGUCACACUCCAUCCUUAUGUACCUGGUGGAGUUUGAGGAUGGAUCACAAAUCUCAGCCAAGCGAGAGGACAUCUACACUCUAGAUGAGGAUCUGCCCAAACGAGUCAAGUCACGAAUGUCGGUGGCAUCAGACAUGCGUUUUGAGCUCUUCGCGCAGAACGACGUCAAACAGAACUCCAAAAGACAACGGGUCAUCAACUCUCGGUACAGAGAGGACUACAUCGAGCCGGUCAUUUACCGAGCCAUCAUGGAGUGACGUCCAUUUCUUUUUCCUCCUGCUUUCCACCUGUCCUUCUCCAAGUCAUCAGCUCACCACAGUGAGAUGCAGCUCCAGGUCCUGCCCCCCCCCCCCUCCUUUUUCUUCCACAGCCUGUCGGGCUACACAUUUAUACUACGGCUGGGACUUUAAAUGACUUUUGUGUUCAUGAAUGAUAUUCUUAGACCUCAGUUUCCCAUCACACUCUGAUUUUUCUUCCUCCAUUUCAUCUUUUUUUUCGUUUUCUCAGGAAGAAGCCAUCACUGAAUUAUUAAAUAUGGAAAAGGUUGGACUAUCUAACUGGGGCAAGAUGUUGUUUUUUUUCUUCUACCACCAUAUUUAGCAGCUGUAAAGUAAACACAUCUUUACACGUUGCACAGUAGACAGUUUUUCUACUUUAGUACUAUUUCUUCUAUAGUUGAGCUUAUCUUCAGGUCAGGUUUUUUAAUCAUGUAGGUAAACAAAGGCAGAACUAUGAACUUUGAGCCAGUCAGCGGUUGAUUACAAUAACUAUUUGAUGACUCAAUUGGAUUCUUGGAGAACUGUUAUGUUAUAACCCCAAAGAAAUGGAAUAAUGUGUCAUGAUCAUUUUUUGAGACAUCUUCAGAUUGUACUUCAUACAUUUUUGUUCUCAUAGGUAUGUCUACGUGCAUCUACUGUGAACAUAGGAGAAAACUAGACGUGUUUUAAAGGCCCAAGCCUUACAUUUCAAAGGGCCAAGCGUACUUUGGUUUUUAUAAAGCUUAAGGUUUAUUAUAACUAUUGUAAUUAAUGUUAUUAUUACACUUAAUUUAUGCGAGUGCAUUGAGUUUGAGAACAAAGCUAUUUUUGUCAUGUCCUUUUCACAAUCUGUAGAAAACCUCAGAUGUAUUUAUAUUUAUUAUAUUGAUAGGUUUUCAGACAUCCUGUUUUAAAUUAUGAGGCUCACUCUUCUUGUAUUGGCAUUGGAGGGUGUGAGUGCCAAUCUGGCAAGCCCCUCUCCCAGCAAAAAGCACUUAUUGUUCCUUCCUGCCACAGGACAUUCACUAUUUUGUAGACACGUGGCCUCCACUAAUUUAGUUUUUCUGUGUGUUUUUCCGAUAAAAGCUAGCUCUAGAGAUGAACAUUGUAACCAUGUUAUAGUUUGAGCCCAAAUAAAAAAGUGAUCAGACAUUUUCACAUGUGGGCAAGCUUAUUUUCAUUCUGAGUCCUUUGUAGAUGCUUUAAAACGAUCUUCUGUGUAGAGAGUUGUGAAGAGUUACUCACUUCUCGUUAGGUCAGUGUUUAUACCGUUGAGACCUAGUUCAUGGCUGUUGUUGUCCAUUUAGUUUUAUUUGGGGCACUGUCCAAGGCAGCAUUAAAUCUGUUCACUCUUGAUCAACAUCAGCUGUUGAUCACACACACAAUACCACUAAGGCAACCAAAAUUUGUGCCAGAACAGGCAUCAGAUGAAGACGUAUUCGUCACAGAGCAACUCAGCAUGCCUCUGUCGCUGUCCAUUUCUCGAAACUGAUUACGUAUACUUGUUGUGAAAGGUCUCGAUCAUUGCACUGCUGAGCUAAGCAGGUUUGCGUGUGAUCAAAACGCCUUGGGUGAAAUAUGUUGAUAAUGGCUUGUCCAGAAUCAGAUAUGUAAAUGUCCCAGCCUCGAUGCCAGGAAUACGGCUACCCUGCCCCCGGAUGCAGUGUUGCUACGCCCACAUGAGGCAGGAACUAUAAGUUCCCUCUUGUACAGGGUUGGACUAUCCAUCGGCAAGAUAUCAGGGUUUUUUUUCUUUCCUCUACCACCACAUUUAGCAUUUUGAAUGCUCCAGCCAGCAAAAAUAUACAGGUAAAAUAAUAAUUAAUAAUAAACAGUAUAAUUUAGUAGCGAGCAGAUACAAAAAAAAAGAAAGAAAAAAAGCACUUGUGAAUUCCCCUGUGGAAACUGGUGCACAACCACAGGCCCAACAUCACUCUGAUCAUAUUUAGUGAUAUAAAAGCGAAAGCAAAAGCGAAUUCUCAUGGCCUCCAUUAAUUAAUCGAGUUGCUUACUUGACGUGAGAGUGAAGAAGUAUUUUAUAAAGAGAAUGAAUAAAUAGAAUUAAAACAUUUCUGUUGAAUAUAUGUAUUUAAAACUACACAUGUUGCAACUGUUAAUCAUGAUCUACUACAUGCUUCACAUGAAGAGUUAUAAGUCAUUGAUAUAC